Molecule: messenger RNA, 2175 nt
Organism: Candidula unifasciata
Lineage: Eukaryota; Metazoa; Mollusca; Gastropoda; Stylommatophora; Geomitridae
Source: the annotation of a GenBank genome assembly
AUGGCUGAUCAUGAAAGAGGGGACAAUGCUGAACUGGUUUCUGGAAAUGGCAAGAAAGAAGCAAAGUCCAAGAUGCCAGACUGGAGCAGGUUUGGUCUCAGCAAGGACCAGCAGGAAGCUUCACAACCCAAGUCAUACAGUUCCACUGAUGCCACGGCAGAGGCAGGUUUUCAUGCUGGUGAUGUAGCCCAGCAGAAUGAACUGUUUCGGGAGCAGGAGGUAUCCCAACAGCCUUGGUGGAAGUCAAACUUCUUCAUCUCCCAGCCUGUCCUGUUUGGCACCUGGGAUGGUGUGUUCACCUCCUGUCUGAUCAACAUCCUCAGUGUGGUCAUCUUCCUAAGAAUGGGCUGGAUUGUGGGGAAUGCAGGAAUUUGGCUGUCAGUGCUGACCGUCUUCUUCUCCAUCUCCGUGGUUCUGAUCGUAGCACUCAGCGCUAUUGGAGUCUGUGAAAGGUGUAAGUUUGAAAGUGGAGGAGUCUACUUUCUGGUCGCUCACGUCCUGGGAAGUCGAAUCGGGGCCAGUGUUGGCAUCAUUUAUUGCUUUGCUCAGGCUGUGAGCUGCUCUCUAAGUGUCAUGGGUUUCGGGGAAUCCAUCAUGAACCUCAUCAGCCAACAGAAUCCAUGGAUAGCCAGGGGCAUAGCCUUUGGUAUAGUGAUCCUAUUGCUAGGUGUCAACAUGGCUGGCGUCAAAUGGGUGAUCCGACUUCAACUACUACUGCUGCUGGUUCUGUUUUUGUCCAUCAUGGAUUUACUUGUGGGUUCCUUUGUACACACACAACCAGCUGUUGGUGUCACAGGCUACAGUGAUGUCAACUUCCUCAACAACUCUGGGCCAGAAUUUGUCAGUGGGGAGAAUUUCUUCACCAUUUUUGGUCUGUUCUUCUCCACCGUGACCGGCAUCCUUGCUGGCAUCAACAUGAGCGGAGACCUCAGAGAUCCUUUCCACAACAUCCCCCAGGGUACACUGGCAGCUCUUGGAGUCGGAACAUUUCUGUGUAUAUCCAUCAUUUUGGUGCUUGGAGCCACCUGUGUCAGGACAGUUUUGAUUGCUGACUAUAUGAUAGCAGAAAAGGUCUCAAUAGUUGGUGUGCUGUGGCUUGCCGGUCUCUACAUCUCCUCUGUGUCCUCCUGUAUGGGCAGCUUGUAUGGGCCUCCCAGGAUCCUCCAGUCAAUUGCCAAUGAGAAUGUCGUCCCCAUCAUCAAAGUGCUGGGACACGGGCGAGGGCCGAACAAGGUUCCAGUUUUUGCUCUGGUCGUCAUCACGCUGGUGGUUCUCAUCUUCAUCUGUGUCGGUGACGUCAACUCCUUGGCUCCCGUGGUUACAACUGCAUUCUUGUUUACCUAUGCUGCCGUUGAUUACUCCUAUUUUGUACUGGCCAUGAGCUACGAUAAACGACAGUCCAGGGAGGAGAGGUUUCAGGUCAAUGCCAGUAGCAAGGCUGUACAUAGAGCAAGUUCUGACAGUAUAACAUCUAAUGGAGUCACUACAAUCAGUGAGUAUACAAGCUAUAGAAAACCAAUAGAUGUGACUCUAAACAAAGAUUCCUUUGAGAAAUUUGCUGGGGACCUGGACAAACUGUUUCCUGAACGAUUGACUCACCGAGGUCAAAGGUUAGUCUCUGAACCUCAGACAGAGAGAGCCAAUACUCCGGAGGCUGAUUUUGACAUCACCAAGUCAAAAAUGGGGCCUGAAGAGGGAGCGCCUGGCUCACCUGAAGAUUUAGCAGACACAGCACAUUUAUUAGGUAUCAAGAGGUCUCCCAAUACAGAAAUUACCGAACAGCCGAGGUCUUGGUACUCCAUGUUAUGUAACCGUUGGCUGUCCCUACUGGGUACUGCAAUCUGCCUAGUCAUCUUAUUCAUUAUCCAGUGGAUCUUUGCGCUCAUUGAACUUGCCAUUUUCUUCCUGAUCUACUUCUACAUCGGCAGGGCAAGCCCUGGAUAUUUCCCAGGAAUUGCAGAGUUCAACUUCUACGAUUGGAUCAAGGAAUUGAUACACAGAUGCAGAAGUGGAGGGCUUCCAAAAGAACAUAUCAUUGUAGCACCUAGCACUCCUGCUGUGGACACACUCGCUGCUCAACUAACUGAAGAUAAUGCUGACUUCGCUAACAGGGGCCGCUACCACCAGUCUGAGGUCAUGCAGGGAGAGAACUUUGAUGACUACAACAGUGAAUAG